AGGAGGAGGGAGAGGGGGAGGGAGAAGAAAAAGAAAGGGAAAAGGAGGCAGAAGAAGACGCGCCAGAGCAGUAGGAAUAAAAGGAGGAAGGCGAAAGGGAAGAGUAGGAGGAGGAGGAACAAGGGAGGAGGAAGAACAGGAGGUGGAGGAGAAGGAGGAGGAGGCACUGGCACUCGGCGUCCCCCAUCCUCCUGCCUGGUGUCCGGAGGGGUCUGUAGCGGCGGCGAAGGAAGGGAGGAAGAUGCCCUCCGGAGGUGCCUGGGCGGGUCCGGGCUGCGUGGUCCUCCCCGGGCCGGGAUCCCGCGGGGGCGCGUGGGCGAGGGAGCCCCUGUAGCGGCGUCGCGCGAGAGCCCUCCCUGGGCGGGUGGAGGAGCCCAUGCCCGCCCUGCUCCCGCGCCGCCGGCUCCCUCCGCCAUGGGCGGCCCCCGGUGCUGGCCCCCGGUGCUGGUCCUGCUCGGCUGCUCCGCCCUGGCUGCUGCUGCUGCCGCUCCUGCUGCUCCUGCUGCAGGACUGAGCAGUAUCAUUGGAGCUGGGUCAUACUGUGAGAAAGCAUGCAAUCCUCGAAUGGGAAACCUAGGAUAUGGACGUAAAUUGUGGACAGAUACAAGCUGUGGAAGCAACUCCACAGAACAUUACUGUUCCUACAGUGAGGAUGCAGACCUCAUAUGUAGGUGGCUUAAGUGUAGCAAAUGCAACUCAAUGCAUGCCCAUCUGGCUCACCCGCCUUCUGCCAUGGUUGACUCUUCUUUCAAGUUGCCCUAUACAUGGUGGCAAUCAGCACCAGGGCUGCACAGGGAGAAAAUCCAACUGAACCUGGAAACCGAAUUUUAUUUCACCCAUUUAAUCAUGGUGUUUAAGUCACCAAGACCAGCAGCCAUGGUUUUGGAACGAUCUCAGGAUUUUGGAAAAACAUGGAAGCCUUACAAAUAUUUUUCCACUAACUGCUCAGCAACCUUUGGGCUUGACGAUGAUGUAACCAAGAAAGGGGCAAUUUGUACUUCAAGAUACUCUAGUCACUUCCCUUGCACUGGAGGAGAGGUUAUAUAUCGGGCCCUAUCACCGCCGUAUGCUGCUGAGGACCCCUACAGCCCCGAAGCUCAGGCCCAGUUGAAGAUCACUAACCUUCGAGUGCAACUGCUUAAGCAACAGUCCUGUCCCUGCCACAGCAAUGACUUGAAUGCAAAACCUCCACAGCUGAACUACUACGCAAUCUAUGAUUUUAUUGUAAAGGGGAGCUGUUUCUGUAAUGGCCAUGCAGACCACUGUGUGCCCAUCAAAGGAUUCAGGCCCAUUAAAGCAGCAGGGGUCUUCCAUGCGGUCCAUGGAAGGUGCAUGUGCAAACACAACACUGCAGGGACCCACUGUCAGCACUGCGCUCCUCUCUACAAUGACCAGCCUUGGCAAGCUGCAAAUGGCAAGACAGGAGCCCCAAAUGAAUGCAGAUCCUGUAAGUGCAAUGGGCAUUCUGACACUUGCCACUUUGACAUGGACACCUGGCUGGCAUCAGGAAACCAUAGCGGUGGAGUCUGUGAUAAUUGUCAACACAAUACCGAAGGACAACAUUGUCAGCGUUGCAAACCAGGCUACUACCGAGACCUCCGAAGACCAUUUUCUGCUCCAGAUGCCUGUAAAUUGUGCUCCUGUCACCCGAUUGGAUCCGCUGUGCUUCCCUUUAGCAAUAGCACCUUCUGUGAUCCCAGUAAUGGUGAUUGUCCUUGCAAACCUGGAGUGGCUGGUCCUCAAUGCGAUAGAUGCAUGGUAGGAUACUGGGGUUUCGGAGACUAUGGCUGCCAACCAUGUGAUUGUGCAGGAAGCUGUGACUCAUUGAAUGGUGACUGCAUCAGUAGCAGUGCAGCCAUAGACUGGCACCAUGAAAUCCCUGGUUUCCAUUCUACAAAUAACAAGAGUGAACCUACAUGGGGAUGGGAGGAUGAACAAGGAUAUUCUGCUCUUCGGCAUUCAGGAAAAUGUGAAUGCAAAGAACAGAUUUUACGAAAUUCCAAGAUCUUUUGUAACAUGAAAUAUACAUAUGUGUUGAAAGCAAAGAUUUUGUCAGCUCACGAUAAAGGCUCCCAUGCCGAGGUCAAUGUGAAGAUCCAGAAAGUACUGAAAUCUACAAAACUCAAGAUUUUCCGAGGAAAGCGGAUUCUUUAUCCAGAAUCAUGGACAAAUAGAGGCUGCACUUGCCCAAUACUUAAUCCUGGUCUGAAAUACCUUGUGGCUGGAUAUGAAGAUGUUCAAGCGGGAAGACUGAUAGUCAAUAUGAAAAGUUUUGUCCAGCAAUGGAAACCAGCUUUGGGGAAAAAAAUAUUGGAUAUUUUAAAAGACUGUAGCUGAGAGUGCCGAAUAAGGCAUUUGUCUAUACACGAAAUGCAAACAUGGAGAAAAUAAGCUCUCUUAAAUGAAAACUGGAAUGUAAGGAAAUAGUGCCAAAUGUGUGUAAAGAGGUACUCCAAUUUCCUAGCCUUUCACCCUGAUUAUAAACACAGUAACCACUAUUGCAUCAUUUAUGAAAAAAGAAGAAUGAAGCCUCUCCACCAGCCCUGCUUGAAUGUAAAGAGGUGUGUAAAAGGUAUACCAAUCCCAAAAAACAGUGAACACAUCCAUCCAUAGCUGCACUCUUAGAUCUUUUUCAAUUCUAACAAUUUGGAGGAAGAGCAAGACUGUAAACAGAGCUACUCACAUGCAUCUAAUCUCUUUGAAUUGGACUGAUCUGCUUGAAAGUAAAUGACUUCAAUACAACAGAACACUUUUUACAAUCACCACUUUUACAUUAUAUCUCCAUAGUCAAUGUGGAUUUGGUAUCUGGCUUUAUCGGUGCUUUCAUGGUUCACACUGAAGUUUGUGGAACAUCAUAAAGUUAUUUGAAAGUUUGAAGUUUGUUUUCAUGUUCUGCUUUAGAAGAAUGAAUACAUGCUUAAGUGACAGACAAAACAACGAUUAUGUACUGUAUCUGUUUAAAUCAGUGUUUCACAACCUUCCUGAUGCCUCAGCCCCUUGAUACAGUUCUUCAUGUUGUGGUGAACCCCAACCAUAAAAUUAUUUUCAUUGCUACUUCAAAACUGUAAUUUUGCUACUGUUAUGAAUCGCAAUGUAAAUACCUGAUAUGCAAGAUGCAUUUUCAUUCACUGGACCAAAUUUGGCACAAAUACCCAAUACGUCCAAAUUUGAAUAUAGGUGAGGUUGUGUGGGGGAUUGUUUUUUUUUUCAUUUGGGAGUUGUAGUUUUUGGGAUUUAUAGUUGGGAUUUAUAGUAUUCUGAGCUCCACCAAUGAUGGAAUUGAACCAAACUUGGCAUACAGAAUUCCCAUGACCAACAGAAAAUAUUGGAAGGGUUUGGUGGAAUUGACCUUGAGUUUUGGAGUUGUAAUUCACCUACAUCCAGAAAGUACUGUGGACUCAAACAAUGAUGGAUCUGGACCAAACAUGGCACAGAUACUCAAUAUGGCCAAAUGUGAACACUGGUGGAGUUUGGAGAAAAUAGACCUUGACAUUUGGAAGUUGUAGUUGCUGGGAUUUAUAGUUCACCUACAAUCAAAGAGCAUUUUGAACCCCACCAACGAUAGAAUUGAGCCAGACUUACCACACAGAACCACCAUGACCAACAGAAAAUACUAUGUUUUCUGAUGGUCUUUAGUGACCCCUUGACACCCCCUUGCGACCCCCCCCCCCAGGUCCUGACCUCCAAGUUGAGAAACGCUGGUUUAAAUCUUAAGAACCAGUCAAUGAAAUCUAUUGAAAUGCUUUUCUUUCACAGUUCUGUAUAAAAACAAAUAGGAAUAUGUUGACUAGGUAUCCCCUGAAAUUUUUGAAGACUAUACAUGUAUGGAAAUGUCACACAUCUGUAGGAAAGCCCCACUGGAUGGUACACAAAUUCAGACUACAUCCAUUCCCAUUAAAAUGAACUCAAUAACAUAAUGAGCAACUGAAUUCAGGGGAAGUCAAGUAUCAAUAACUUAAAAUGGAGCCAACCAAUAAGGCUGGUAAUUCCAGCAUGCCUUUAUCCAACAGAUUUUUGUGGAACAUUAUUUAAAAGCAAUUCAAGGGAUGGUCAUUUGUAACACCUAGAACAUACCAGAGUCACAUUUUGUAGCCUUUGAAACCAAUAGUCAAGUUAGACUUUUGGGGGCUAUCAGAAAUGAAGAGAAUUUAUACUUUUCUGGAUUUUUUAAAAAGGCUGGUUCCAUUAUAUGUAGCUAAAAGUAUAAAUGGCAAUGUCUCCAUUAUGGGGCAUUACAUGCAUUUAAGUAUUUAAUUACAUAAAGCACUUUAUUGUCUGCCCCUUACCAGCCUGAAUUUUUUAAUGUUCAGAAACAGAUUACAGCACAAGACAAAGUAUUCUGAAACAGAAGCACUCCAAAACUGUUAGGACAAAACUAGUAGUGUACUUCAUACCUCGCAAUUGCAGCUCAAAAAAAAUCUAGGGAUACAUUUUGAAAAACUAAUGUAUUUACAUUGAAGCCCCAAAUUCUGACUAAUAACUUGAUUCUAUGGAUAUCAAGUAUGAUUAGGCUAUUGUUGUUUAUUUGUUCAGUCACUUCAUGACCUCAUGAUUAGACUAUAUAUUAUUACAAAGAGAAAUCUUUUAACAAGAAUAAUAAAACAUCUGCUUAUUGCAAUGCGAUAGACUUCAAAAGUCAUGAUGGUCUUGGCCUUUGUUUAUAGUAUCUAAUUUUGGAGAAUAAGUUCAAGUUUUCUUAUAUAUACAAUCAAUACAAUCUGGAGUCUCUACCUGGUUCUGCCCAUAAUUUACCAAGAAUGAAUUCACUUCCAUUAUUAGAUUAUAAAGAUCUCUGGUAACAGAUCUUUCAACCAGCACCAAAAUGGUUCUACAUGCCUACAUAAAUACACAUAAACUAAAACACUUAUCCACAUAUGUAUGUUUGUGCAUGAAAGGUAAAAGAAGAGUUAAAAUGCCAUUUAAAAACAAAACACCACACUGGGUCAUGUCUAUAUUUUCUAUUGUGGUCCUGUGGAUUCACAUAAAUGAUGCUGUUUUGAAAUUUUGCUUUUGUAUCUAAUGUAUAUAAUAAAUAUAUGAUUUCAAGAAA
This is a messenger RNA of Anolis sagrei ordinatus, 5050 nucleotides long. RefSeq names its product netrin 4 (gene NTN4). The record is from RefSeq and is a predicted model, not a curated record. Lineage: Eukaryota; Metazoa; Chordata; Lepidosauria; Squamata; Anolidae. Gene Ontology annotation, molecular function: protein binding. Gene Ontology annotation, biological process: animal organ morphogenesis; tissue development. Gene Ontology annotation, cellular component: basement membrane.